CAGGAAACGGGCCUCAUUUUGGACAGGACACCUGAAAUGAUUUGUAUUCGGCUAUUCGCCUUCGAUGUUUCAACUCAGCCAUGAUUGAUCCACAGGGAAAAUAUGUUUACCAAGGAUUCAGUUAAAUAAAAUCCACAGGUUGUUCCGUCAGAGGCGUUUUGCAGUUCAUAGAAUCAUAAUUCUCUCUCCGUCAAUGUCAUCCUCUCCAUGGGUGGACUUUUAGCGCCAUCCCCGUGUUUUCACUCUGAAGACUUUGUCAAAUUCCUCUCCAUUUCUCUGCCGAUACAGUGAUCAGGAAAUGUAUGUAUGAUGUAUAUCUACUGAGAGGUCCUACAAAUAGCCCAAGUCAAGUAAACGGAGGAAAAUCUAAUGUGAAAGGGUUCAAUUUCUAAGCAUUUUAUUAAUUUUUGAUUUUGUCUACUCUACGCUUGCUAACCAUGAAUUAGCCUCCCCAGUACACAAAGGUAAUAGCUUUUUUCAAUUCUUAUUAAUUAUUUACCACUUUUAUUCUUAAGUCUUAGUCUUUGUCUGCAUCUUCGUUGCAUUCCUCUAACAAUCCUCUUCAAAAAGAUAAUAAUAAAAAUUGUAACAGUUUUUUCACCAGAGUUUCACAUAUAAUAUAUGUAAGAACUAAGAAAUAAUUUGGAAAUUUCAUAGCAGAGUUAUUUUCCUGAAAGUUGAUUACAGAUUUACAGAGCAUUUUCCUAGUAAUUCCUCCUUAUCACUCAUAGUCAUAGGGCUUUAUUGUGCUGUCUAAAUAAACUGUAUUAUACGUGCACAUAAAUUCAAAACAUACCAUUUUCUAUUGUUGUUUGCAUUUCCUUCAUCACCUUUUCUUGUAAAAUUACUGAUUGAUUACUCAUAAGGAAGUGAAUAAGUGCAGUAGGAAUGGAUGUGUCAGUAGUUCUCACGCUGGUACAAACUCUUAUCCAACUGCUGGACACUCCCGUUGGAGAGGAAAUCGAAUCCUUAUGGGGUUAUAAAUCCCAGCUUGAGAAACUCAAGGCCACUAUGUCCACCAUCAGAGCGGUGCUCCUUGAUGCUGAGAAGCAAGAGAGACAGCAACUUGAGCUCAGCCACACAUUACAAGACAAGCUCGGGAGGCUCAAGGAAGCCGUUUACAAAGCUGAUGACUUGUUUGAUGAGGUCGCUACUCUUGCCCAGCGCAAGAAGCUCAUGUCUGGUAGCAGUGUGAGGAAAGAGGUACGCCUUUUCUUCUCUCGCUUUAAUCAGCUCCGUUCUGCUUUCAAUAUGUCUCGUGAAGUUAAAAAGAUCAAGGAGAUAUUGAAUGAUGUUGUUAGAGAUCAUCAUGGCUUUGGCUCGAGACCACAGCAUGGUCAUGAGGUAUGCGAGGUGAAAACCGAAAGGGACUCUCACUCUUUUGUACACGAGGAAGAUGUUAUUGUUGGGAGAGAUCAAGACAAGAGGAUAGUGAUAGAUAUGUUACUAGACAGUUCUGUUGCCGAGGAUGUUUCUUUUGUGACCAUAGUUGGGAUGGGAGGGUUGGGGAAGACAGCUCUUGCCCAACUUGUGUAUAAUGAUGAGGCAAUUGAAAGGGAAUUUCCAUUGAAGAUGUGGGUUUGUGUCUUUAAUGAUUUUCAUACCAAAUUGCUUCACAAAAUUCUCACAUCUGUAACAAACCAAGCAGAUUAUGUUGGCUUAGAAAUGGAGCAGCUCCAGAGAAGAUUGCGACAGGAACUUGAGGGAAAGAAGUAUCUGCUUGUUUUGGAUGAUGUUUGGAAUGAGGAUUUUAAUAAGUGGCACAAGUUGAAAAUUUUGCUGAUCGGAGGUGGUAGAGGUAGCCGAGUUAUUGUGACCACACGCUCUAAGAGGGUAGCAGACAUGGUGGGAAACCGCUAUAUGUUUGAAUUACAUGGUCUUUCAGAGAGAGACUCCUGGAACUUAUUUGAGAGAAUGACUCUAGAAACUGGGCAGGAUGAAAUUGAGCCAUACUUGGUCAAUACUGGAAAAGAAAUUGUCCAAAAGUGUGCUAAUGUUCCUCUUGCCAUAAGGGUUGUAGGAAGUCUUCUUCGAGGCCAGGCAGAAAGUAGGUGGCGAUUUUUGAAAAACACUGCCUUGGCAAACAUAGAACCUGAUGAGAAUGACAUAGUUCGUGCAUUGAAGAUUAGCUAUUAUUAUCUUCCGUACCAUUUGAAGAGCUGCUUCAGUUAUUGUGCUGUAUUCCCCAAGCAUUACAAGAUCAAGAAGGAGGAUUUGAUCAGUCUCUGGAUGGCACAAGGUUUUAUCGUUCCAUUAGGCAGAGAGAGUCUUGAAGAUGCUGGCCUGGUGAGGAGUACUUCAUGAAAUUUACUGCAAAGGUGCUUCUUUC
Chenopodium quinoa (quinoa) is the source of this 2329-nucleotide messenger RNA. Its product is annotated as putative disease resistance protein RGA3. NCBI's taxonomy places the organism in Eukaryota, Viridiplantae, Streptophyta, Magnoliopsida, Caryophyllales, Amaranthaceae. The coding region runs from base 889 to 2304 and encodes 471 amino acids. The transcript is spliced from 3 exons. Gene Ontology annotation, molecular function: ADP binding. Gene Ontology annotation, biological process: defense response to other organism. The record is from RefSeq and is a predicted model, not a curated record.